UUCCUCCGCCCUCCAUAAAUUCCCCUCGCAUGCAUGCCACAUCUCCAAUCCAGAUCCAAGUUCUGACACUGAUCACUCGCGUGGUCUCUUCUCUUGGCUAGAUCUGCUAUACUAUUCAACACCAUGGGCCUUCUCGAUCAAUUGUGGGAUGAUACCGUCGCCGGCCCUCGGCCGGAGAACGGUCUCGGAAAGCUCCGAAAGCACAAGACCUUCAGUUUCCGAGCUGGAUCCGGCAAGGAAUCAUACGACGAGGAAUCGGUGGAGGAGGCGUUAAGAGUGACGCGUCGCAUCAUGAUCGUAAAACCUCCAGGGUACCAGAGUGGAUCGCCUCCAAUUUCACCUGCUGAUUCUACUCCACCGGUGUCUCCAUCUUCGGGAGCAAAAGAGUCCUUCCGGUUUCGUAGAAGGUCGACAUCAGAUGCAUACGAGAAGCCGAGCCAGAACAGAUCAUCAGGCACUUCUUCUCCUUUCGAUGUCUGAUACAUUACGUACUGAGUCUCUUUCGUAGUUUUGUACCAUCUUCUCUUUCGGUGCAUAUAUAUAUAUAUAUAUAUAUGAAUGCAAAAAAUGUGCGUGGGUGCAUGGGGGUGUAUGUAAUUAAGGGCAUGAUUGUAUGUAUGAUCCAAAUCUUUGUACAUAUAGAUCCUCUUCAAUGUUUCUCUCCGUUUUUCUUCUCCCUUUUCUGUAAGUUUUGUGGCUUGAAUAAAAACCCACUUCUUCCUGUU
Messenger RNA from Prosopis cineraria, 725 nucleotides. RefSeq names its product dormancy-associated protein homolog 3-like. The transcript has 3 exons. Bases 124 to 480 code for a protein of 118 amino acids. The record is from RefSeq and is a predicted model, not a curated record. Lineage: Eukaryota; Viridiplantae; Streptophyta; Magnoliopsida; Fabales; Fabaceae.